Castor canadensis (American beaver) is the source of this 1153-nucleotide messenger RNA. The record is from RefSeq and is a predicted model, not a curated record. NCBI's taxonomy places the organism in Eukaryota, Metazoa, Chordata, Mammalia, Rodentia, Castoridae.
CAAGCAAGGCGGCCGGAUUUGGGCCCACUUGCGCUGCUUCUGGGGCCCGGCGCCCUGGAGCGAGGUGCGGACUCUGGGGUAAGGGGACCCAGUUGAGGCCGCUCUGUCUCGUGAGCGCUUUCCGGUCCCACUUUCUCUCACUGAUCCUGGAGGACCCCAGCCUUAGAGCAAUCAGGAUAUUGUCGGCUACCCCGCUGUGCUCUCCUGUGAGCCACCUUCCAGACAGGAAGCGUCCUGGGGGAAUCCCGAUCUCCAACUGGCAAAGCCCCAGGGCCUCGCAGAGAAGGCACGGAGGCCAACAGGCCAGGGCUGUGCCAGCCAGAGAUGCCCCGAGUCUGCCUGGAGCACCAGGUCCAUGCUGCUGCUGGCUCAGGGACCCAAAGCUUGGCCCAGGCUCUCUCGGCUCAAGCCCUGCUUCCUCCCUAAGAUCUUGGGAGCUGAGACCAUGCAUUUGAGGUCUCAGCACUGGUCCCGGCCAGGCCCACCCCAAGGCCCUGGACUAGGAACUAGGCUGCUGAUCACUGCCUUGUUUGGGGCUGGGCUGGGCUGGGCCUGGUUGUCUGCAAGGGUUGAGAAGGAACAGCGGCGGCAGCAGCAACGAACAGAGGCCCUGCGCCAGGCUGCUGUGGGCCAAGGUGACUUCAGCCUACUGGAUCAUCAAGGCCAGUCUCGAUGCAAGGCAGACUUCCGGGGCCAGUGGGUACUGAUGUAUUUUGGCUUUACUCACUGCCCUGACAUCUGCCCAGAUGAGCUGGAGAAGCUAGUGCAGGUAGUACAACAGCUAGAGGCAGAGCCUGGCCUGCCCCUGGUGCAGCCUGUCUUCAUUACUGUGGACCCUGAACGAGAUGAUGUAGCAGCCAUGGCCCGAUAUGUGCAGGAGUUCCACCCAAGGCUGCUGGGUCUGACUGGCUCUGCAGAACAGGUGGCCCAGGCUAGCCACAGCUACCGUGUAUACUACAGUGCCGGCCCCAAGGAUGAGGACCAGGACUACAUCGUGGACCACUCAAUUGCCAUCUACCUGCUCAACCCUGAUGGCCUCUUCACAGACUACUAUGGUCGGAGCAGAUCAGCAGAACAGAUUGCAGCCAGUGUGCGGCAGCACAUGGCUACCUUCUGCAGCAUCCUGCCCUGAGCCUUCACAGCCUGGGCCUUA